This is a messenger RNA of Strongylus vulgaris, 424 nucleotides long. The record is from the annotation of a GenBank genome assembly. NCBI's taxonomy places the organism in Eukaryota, Metazoa, Nematoda, Chromadorea, Rhabditida, Strongylidae.
AUUCUUUCCGGCAAAUGCAUUUGUUUUCAGAUCCUCCGAUUCGAAUACCAGUGCUUCCGGUCUCCUCUCUAGAAAAGGCCUUUUUGGCAAAUCUGGCGUUUUGAACACGGAGGCGGGCAUUUCAACCGAGAAGGAUGUUUUGAAGCUUGGAAAUGAUAAACCGAAUGGAGAUGGAAAUGAUGAAGCAAAUACAUCGGGUUCCGGAGCUGACAAUCUCGAGAUUGACUCUUCCAAAGAAAAAGAGGAAGAUCAGGAGAAUUUGGACAAGUUAGCAGAAGGAGAGGCUGUUCAUGAACAGGCAGAAUCAGGCUCACACCUGCAUGCGGAAUCUGAGCGUGGUGAUUCGACAAGAGUAGAUCAAACAGAGACGGAACAAGGAGAAACGCAGCAAUCAGUCACAUCUACUGAAAGUGAGUCUGAGUAA